CUUCAUUACUGAUUACGGUGCACGCAUAACGCGGUCUUCUGCACGAUGCUCAAUAUUCUCGUUUGCUGGGUUAGUGUAAUUAUUUUAGUAGUAAAUAAUUAUUAAUUAUUAUAAAGUCAGUUAUAAAUAAAUUGUAAUUAAACUAGUAGUUACCAAUAUAAUGUUUAUCGCAAAUGUAAACACAUGAAGAAUAAUUUCAAACAGUGUUUCUGCCGUUUUGUUUAUAGUUUUAAAUCAUUUUGUUUGGCGGCGGUUGUCACACACAGACGUGUUCACGUUUCCGUAAAACUCGUUGGAAUAUUGUAUACAUACCCGAUAUAGUUGUAUCCAUGGAAGUUUUAGUCUAAUUUUAUUGAUAUAACACAUUUAAAAACCAAAAAGCUAAUGAUGAACAAUACAAAUUAUUCAGUUUUGACCAAAGAAUUGAUUGCGCGCCAUGAACAUAAUGAAAGUUUGCCAGAAAAAUGUUUCUGUCCCUUAUGCAAUGUACAUAUGAGUAAAAUCAAAAGAGGCCGACCCCUUGAUGCCCAUCAAGACAAUAAUGCUUACUCAUCUGAUGUAAUCAAAGAACGAUGCUGUGCUGUAGAUCGAAUGCCAUCUCUUCAUGCUAAUUUACAUGUAGACCAUAGUGGAGAAAGAUUACUGAAAUUAAAUCCAUAUCCAGUAUUAGAUACUGAUCCCACUCUAGAAAAUGUAAACUAUGUUAAUUCAACUUCAAAACCUAUGCAUUCAAUAAAUAAUAAAACAAAAGAGCUUAAAACUCAAUCUAAUAUUAAUAAUAUUGAAGCCAUUGGUAGACACAAAGAGCAUUACCAAUUUCAUAAUGAGUCAAGACAUUGGGAAAAAAAUGAAAAUGAUUUAGAUCACAAUGAAUUUGUUAAUGGUGAUCAUUACAAUUAUAUGGCAGCUAGAAAGUAUGAUGUACACUAUCGACAACCUUCUGUUCACCGUCAACGAAAAAUUUUGCCAAUGGUUCCUCCUAAAUAUCUUAUCCCUACUAAUUCAGUCCAAAAACCUGUUGUGAUAUCUUCGACCACUAAUGGUUAUAUGAAUGGCCAGGUUCAUAAAGACUUUUCUGAUACUCCUAAACAAAAAGUUAUUGUUAACCCUGUUCACGAAUCAUCUAAUGGGUCUAUUGAUGAGUCUAAAGUAACGUGCAAAGUAGUAAAUAACAACCCAAAAGUUAUCAUCAAGGAUUCUCAGAAAAUUGUGAAAGAAACUACUGUGCUUUCAAAAGAAGUUAUCAAAGAAGCUAAAGAAAGUAAUAUCAACUACCAUAAAAGUACAAUCAACGAUCAAAUUAAUAAGAACAAUGUUAUAUUUCAAAAAGAACAAUCAAAAUAUCUUGACAAUAAUAGUCAAAGUCUAAUUUUUAAAACAAGAAAGGGUGUUAAUGCUGUUAAUGGUACUCCUGUUCAAUCUGUUUGUAAUUGGGUGCAUGAUUCUUAUGAAUCCCCACAAGAAAUAGUAUCUGAAAAUGCUAGACAAGGCUUAAAAUUGCAUGUAUCAAAAUCUUUUAAUAAAGACUUGGAUCUCAACUUUGUGAGUGAAGAAACACACAAAACCGUUUUUGACCAUUUAUUUUCCGAUAUUCAAAAUGAUAAACAUCAAGAAAAUGUUAAACAACAUUCAGCAUUAAGACCUAGUUUGUUUUCGAAUAUGCCUCCUUACAUCCGAUUUUCUUCACAUGAUAUCAAAGGUGAAUCAUUUCCGUUGCCAUUGCAAAAAGUACUUAAAUGGAAAUUAAGCUCUAUCACGCCAAUCGUAGUUCGCCGUACAGUACAAAAUAGUGGUUUUAAAUUAGUGAGAAGUGAGCAUAGUUUUAUUCAAAACGCUUCUGAUCUUUCUGAUAAAACUAAUCAAUCCAAUCAAAAUAUGAAUUCCUUACAAAACCAUUAUGGUAUUACACCUCCUAUUGUCGAUGCAUUCUGCGGUGCUGCUUCUUCUCCUAAUGAACUAAAAAUGUUACCUCAUUCUCAAUCUAACGAUUGGGUCGGUACAUGGGGUAAACAUAUGAAAUCGUUAUGUUUUAAAACAUUGCGUGAUCAGCAAAAGCUCAAUCACUUUCCGGGGACAUUUCAAAUUGGACGUAAAGAUAGAUUAUGGAAAAACUUACAUCGAUUGAUGUUAAAAUAUGGUAAAGAACAAUUUGGCUUUAUACCGACAUCAUACAUAUUACCUCAGGAGACUCGAUUAUUACGGCAAGUUUGGGAAAAAAAUGAUGAAGACAAGUGGAUUGUCAAACCGCCAGCAUCUGCUAGAGGAACGGGUAUUCGUGUCAUAUCCAAGUGGAAUCAGAUACCAAGAAAAGUACCUUUAGUGGUACAACGAUAUAUAGAUAAUCCGUACUUGAUUAAUGAUACUAAGUUUGAUUUAAGACUUUACAUACUUAUUACUUCAAUAAAUCCUCUUCGGCUGUAUUUAUACGAUAAUGGACUUGUGCGAUUUGCCUCUGUUAAAUAUUCAUCUGAUCUAACUACGAUUUCUGAUCGUUACAUGCAUUUGACAAACUACAGUAUUAACAGACUGAGUAGCCAAUAUACUCAAAAUGAGGAUGCGGAUGCCUGCCAAGGCCAUAAAUGGACGUUAAGAUCGUUAUGGACAUACAUGGAAAAAGAGCGUAAAAUUGACGUUAAAAAAUUAUGGGAUAGUUUAGCAGACUUAGUAGUGAAAACUGUAAUCAGCGGAGAAUCACCAAUGGGACAAAUGUGCCGUUCUAAUUUAAGUAAUAGAUAUAAUGCGUAUGAACUAUUCGGUAUCGAUGUUCUAUUCGACGAAUUUCUUAAGCCCUGGAUAUUAGAGGUCAACAUAUCACCUUCACUGCAUUCGUCUUCACCACUUGAUUUAGCAGUUAAAGGACCUUUAGUAAAAGAUUUAAUGAAUAUGGUUGGUUAUCAUGUACCCAAUAAAAUGUCUCCUACUACUCAUAAUGCGUUGCUCAAGAUGUUAGGAAUUAAGUCACCUUUGUGUUAUGACAAAAGGUUGUACACAUUUAAUUUAUCCACCAAAGAAAGAGAAAAACAAGAUUUCUUUAUUAAUUUGGAGUCUAGAGAAGAAUAUAUCAACAAUAUUCUUGAUGAGUUAAUGCCAGAUGAUAUUCGUCACCUUAUCGAAUAUGAAGACGAGCUUACUCAAGUUGGAUCAUUUCAAAAAGUUUUUCCAACAACAAAUUCUCAUAAAUACCACCAAUACUUUGAUGGUCCUAGAUAUUACAACAUGUUGUUUGACGCCUGGGAAAACAAGUAUCAUGAUAAAAGAGAAGAAGGUAUUGCUUUGCUAGAAUCUUUCUGUCAAAUGAAAACACAUUUGGAGGUAUCGGAUGUCGAAGAAGACCAAUCAAAAACUUGCGAGACCCUCCAAAGUACAAAAAUGGAGGUUGAGAAAAUGGCCAGUAACAUUAAUGCCGACCAUCAUCAAGCAGUUAUCAGUCAUUUUUCAAUGUCUGCUGCUGAACGUCGCCACAUGGUAUACACAUCGAUAACCAUGUCUGAUGAAGGAGACUGGAUUAGUGACGAUUUUCCGUAUGAUGAUACAACAUCGGCUACCGGUCAUCCAAUGGUUUCCUGAUAUAUAACUAUGUUAAUUAACACCAAACAAGCCAUUACGUCGAAUAGAAUACGUCUUGUUGGUUUUGUUAAUGGUUUUUGGACUUGGCUAAAAACCUACGUUAGCUGAAUUUCUUUUAAUUUUAAUUAGUAGAAAAAAUAACUGAAAGUAUAGAUAAUUUACAUAGAAGUAGAAACGUGCCCGAGCCAAAUUUUCAUUUUUUGCUUUAACAGAGAUAGUAUUACACAGUUCAACAUUUUUUUUGUCAGAUGAAUUGCAAUUAAUUAUAGGUAUUUGAUAGCGCUGAUUUCAAAAAGAUGUCUAUUUGCCCAAUUGGCUUAUAGUAAGACUUGAUAUAUGGCACAUACAAAAUUCAAAAAUCUUUAUAUAAAUCGAAUAUAGACCAAUGUUUAAAAAUAAAGUAUUCAUUGAAUUUCAUUCCUUUUUGGAGGAAUGUAAUAUGAGUGCAUUAUAUGUAUUUUUAAGUCUUCACUCAUGAAUAGAUAAAUUUAUUAGUUUCACUGGAAACAAAAAAUACUGCUAGUUUACACCUAAAUACACCUGUACCUAUAAUGGUAGGUACAAUGUACCUAUAUAUACAUAUACACAUGUAUACCUAUAUAUACAUGACAAAGUUUUAAAUACUUAUACCGUUUAAUUGUAUUCAAUCCAAACCAAAACUUGUUAAAUGUUUUUUUUAUUAAACCAGAUUAUUUUAACUAUUAAAAAAAUAUGUUCGUUUAAAUGAUUAAACCAUUUUUUUUAUAUAUGAAAGAGGUUAAACUACAUUUAGAUGGACAUCAAAUUUGAUAACUUUUAAAAAAAUUAAUUUUUAUAGGCAAAAAAUGGAAAUUUUGGCUAGAUUGCUUGCCAAUUUUUUUUAGACAAUCUAUAAGGGCUUCAUAUGCUACAAUAUAACUUAUGAUUUGUUUAAAAAUAAGUCUUUGUUAAAAACAACCUUGUACGUACUCGAAAUUUUUUGAAUUUUUGUCUAAUUUUACUGAUUUUUUUUACAAGAGUAUUAAUAUUAUUUUAUUAUAAUAUUAAGUUGGUGUAAACUAGGCAAUUUAAUACUUUAACUCUGAUGCUAAAGCUGACGUACUAUUUCAAUAAACAAUAGCAGGAAAAAAUCAUUAUCAUUAGGGAAAUUAAAGUGUGUUUGUAAUUUAUACAUAGGCAUAUUAUAAUACAAAAAAAAGAUAAUUUAUAAACGAAUUAUACUUAAGUUGUUAUUUUUAUCCAAUGUUAGGUGUAUACACUAUAUAUGUUUACACUGCCAUAAGUUAAUUUAUAAUAAGUUUUUUAUAAAAUUGUUUUAAUAUAUAGACUUAAAAAUCAUUAAAUCUUAAUAGAGAUUCGAGUAUUACUUUAUUAAGAAGGGAGCCUAAAUACGUAGAAAAUUGUGUAGUUAACUUGUAGUAAAAAAGUAAGUAAAGGAAGUAGGAGUUGUACUGAUUCAUAAAUUAUAAUAAGUAUUAAGUCUGAAAACAUAGCAUGCCUCAGCCUGUAAACUUUUACUGAAUGAAUAUUUACAUUUUACAAAAAAAUCUUUGUUAAUAAUAAUUACUAUGUUUUUUUAAUAUAAUUUUAUUUUACAAAAUAUAUACCUUAGCACAGUGUUCUAAAUUUAAAUCAUUAUUUCGAAGUAUAAAACAAACCAGUGACAUCCAUAGGUAUUUUUAUUUUUUUGCAAGACCUAAUAUUGGUGAAAUUCUAUAGCCUACAUGUAUCUAAUAUCGAUAAAAAUUUCAUUAGGUACUUAUUGUUUCAUUUGUUUAUAUAGUUGGACAAAAUAUAUGUACAUAAAACUUUAAGACGAUUAAUCAAUUUUGGAUCAAAAUUAUAUUUGUGC
Adelges cooleyi (spruce gall adelgid) is the source of this 5398-nucleotide messenger RNA. RefSeq lists its product as uncharacterized. Gene Ontology annotation, biological process: protein polyglutamylation; microtubule cytoskeleton organization. Gene Ontology annotation, molecular function: tubulin-glutamic acid ligase activity; tubulin binding. The transcript is spliced from 19 exons. The coding region runs from base 385 to 3567 and encodes 1060 amino acids. Gene Ontology annotation, cellular component: cilium. Lineage: Eukaryota; Metazoa; Arthropoda; Insecta; Hemiptera; Adelgidae. The record is from RefSeq and is a predicted model, not a curated record.